AUGGUACUUUUCGGGAAGGUUCUCUCUAAGGGUUAUGAGUUCGAGGCAGGUGCUUAUGCAAAGGAGCGGUUUAUUAAAGUUGCUGCACCAUAUUCAGUUGGUCCUCCAGCACAAUUUGUGUCUUGUAUGGGUAAACCUCCUAAUCGGUAUCGGAUUAAAUGGCGUGUAAAAGAGAUUACAGACUCCGUAGACUCAGUAUUGGAUAUAUUUGAAGAAGGUGAUAGUCUCCUGCUUUUUCAGUUUAACUUCUCGAAAAUUUGCGCAUGCUUUCGAGAACUUCAUGGACAAAUCUUUUUCUUACCUCCUGACAGCAAGGACUGUUUGUCAAUAGGACCGUUAUGCACUGCACUUCUAACGGAAUAUCCACCGCUAUACAAAGGCACUACUGCCAACAAUAUUGCAGAGUUGGUAAAUCGGAUUUUUAAAAGAUAUUCAGAAGGAAAAAGAUCUAUAGUAAUGGUAAUAGGAAGUAAGAAUACGGGGAAGUCGAUGCUUACUCGAUUGCUAGCCAAUUCAUUUAUUGGAAGCAAUCAUCCAGCUGUUUAUAUUCUUGAUUGUGAUGUUGGUCAACCUGAAAUGAGUCCACCAGGAUGUAUUUCACUGAUAAAACUAAGCUCACCACUUUUAGGUGUUCCAAUCUUCCACCAAAGAAUAGUUCUGCUCGAUACUUAUUUUUAUGGAGAUAUCACCAUAAACUGUGAUUCAGAUUUGUAUCUUGAUAUCCUUCGGAAGCUACUAAAACGAUUUCAGGACUGUAGUCCAUCAUCAUCUGUGCUUUUAAUUAACACUUGUGGAUGGGUUGAAGGCAAAGGUGUUUCUCUUUUGGAUCGCAUGCUGAAAUUAUUUGAUCCUGAUUUCGUCUUCAAUUUUGUGACUCCUGCAGGCCCCAAUUAUGAAGUUUGUCAAGUUACUGCAAACGGAAGCAAAAAACCAGCAGUCUUUUGCGCUGCUGCUGUUGAAAAGUUCAUGCAUUUGCAUUCCUCUCCUUCUAUGUUACGUAGUCUUCGACUGACAUCAUAUAUGUUACACGCUUGUCCUUCCCCGACAAUAAAAUCAUUUGCUGAUGCAACACCUUUUGCUGUAUCAUUUCGUGAUAUUGCAUUAUUAGUGAAUAGCAAUGAACUAUUUCCUGACACUCAUAUUUUUGCUGUUCUGAAUUGCACACUUGUUGCUCUAUGUGUUCGGGAUGAUGUGACUGAUCUAAUGAAUAGAGAAAGAUUAUUUAAUAAUAAGGACAUGCCCGUUUUGUUAAAUCCAAGGGACAGAGAACCACUGCUUGUCGUUGGAUAUGGAUUUAUUCGUGCAAUCGAUCUCGAACAGUAUAUUUUUUAUAUAAUAACACCUCUCGAACUUUCAACUUGCCAAAAAGUAAAUGUACUGGCUCGAGGGCUGAACAUUGAUCUUCCUCAAUGUUUUUUUGUUUCUCAGAGAAAAGCUGCAGUGCCUUAUGUUGUCAGGGAGCGUUCUUCUACGUUCCACUCUGAAUUGUUUAAAAAGUUAAAGACAAAAUCAUCUUUUCAUCGGAAAAGGUUUUUAAAAUCGCAAAACCAGGUUGUUGUACAAAAGGUGAAAAAAUAA
Messenger RNA from Thelazia callipaeda (thelaziosis nematode), 1578 nucleotides. Lineage: Eukaryota; Metazoa; Nematoda; Chromadorea; Rhabditida; Thelaziidae. The record is from the annotation of a GenBank genome assembly.